This is a messenger RNA of Mesoplodon densirostris (Blainville's beaked whale), 2732 nucleotides long. RefSeq names its product heat shock protein family A (Hsp70) member 14 (gene HSPA14). The transcript is spliced from 10 exons. Gene Ontology annotation, molecular function: ATP-dependent protein folding chaperone; misfolded protein binding; ATP binding. NCBI's taxonomy places the organism in Eukaryota, Metazoa, Chordata, Mammalia, Artiodactyla, Ziphiidae. Gene Ontology annotation, biological process: protein refolding; cellular response to unfolded protein. Gene Ontology annotation, cellular component: ribosome; cytoplasm. The coding region runs from base 126 to 2108 and encodes 660 amino acids. The record is from RefSeq and is a predicted model, not a curated record.
CCUGAGAGGGAAGAAUCGGCUGGCUCCUGGAGAUAGACCUGAGCACACAGAGCCUCCCCACACCUUCCGAUCGGCACCUUGCUGCCCAGGAGCCUCCUCCAGCUAGCCUUCCUCCUCAGUCCGCUAUGGCCACUUCCAAUAGCAGCGCAGGCAUCCGGUGGUCCAGACAGGAGACACGCACGCUUCUCUCCAUACUAGGCGAGGCAGAGUAUAUGCAGCGCCUUCAGACCGUGCAUCACAACGCAGACGUCUACCAGGCCGUGUCUAAGCGGAUGCAGCAGGAAGGCUUCCGCCGCACCGAGCGUCAGUGCCGCUCCAAGUUCAAAGUCCUGAAGGCGUUAUAUUUAAAGGCCUAUGUGGCCCACGCCACAAGUAUGGGUGAUCCACCACACUGUCCCUUUUAUGAUACGUUGGAUCAGCUUCUCCGAACUCAGAUAGUGACUGACGCAGACAACUUAAUGGAGGAUGCUGCUUGGGCCGAGCACUGUGAUCAGAACUUAGCGGCCCCUGACACCCCAGGGGAAGAGGGAGCCAGCAUUCUGGGAGCAAAGAGGACUCAGGCAGCAGAUCAUCAGCCUAUCUUGAAAACAGUUAAGGAAUCAGAUGAGGAUUGUCAACUGAGGAUCAGUGACCAGACGCGAGAAACCAGUGACCUUGAGGAUUCCUGGGAUGAAUCUUCGGGUGCAGGGUGCUCUCAAGGGACCCCCAGCUACAGCAGCUCCCACCACCUUUUCAGAGGUGCAGCUGCUCCCUGUCAGAGCAGCCCCGUGACCAGACUGGGGGUGUCCGGUGAGCCCAGCCCCUGCACCAGCUCCGGCCGAAACACUCCCGGGGUGGCCUCGGCACAGCGGCCUCCAGGCUCCUCCUCCAGAGUUCCUUUUGUUUCUGGUGGGGAUGGGCCUUUGACCAGUGAGCCCCCUCCCAGGUGGGCAAGGCGAAGAAGGCGGUCCGUGGCCAGGACUAUCGCAGCCGAGUUGGCAGAAAACAGGAGAUUGGCACGAGAACUUUCAAAGCGGGAGGAGGAAAAAUUGGACCGGUUGAUUGCCAUUGGCGAGGAGGCCAGUGCUCAGCAGGACACAGCCAACGAGCUGCGUAGGGAUGCAGUGGUCGCCAUGAGACGCUUGGCCACGGCGGUGGAAGAGGCAACCGGUGCUUUCCAGCUAGGGCUUGAAAAGUUGCUUCAGAGCUCUGAUGAUCCACAGGCUCAGAAAUACAUCAGGGAUAGUAAAUGUUUAGUCAUUGAAAAAAAUGGGAAAUUACGAUAUGAAAUAGAUACUGGAGAAGAAAAGAAAUUUGUCAGCCCAGAAGAUGUUGCCAGACUGAUAUUUAGUAAAAUGAAAGAAACAGCACAUUCUGUCUUGGGCUCAGAUGCAAAUGAUGUAGUUAUUACUGUUCCAUUUGAUUUUGGAGAAAAACAAAAAAAUGCUCUUGGGGAAGCAGCCAGAGCUGCUGGGUUCAAUGUUUUGCGAUUAAUCCACGAACCAUCUGCAGCUCUUUUGGCUUAUGGAAUUGGACAAGACUCCCCCACUGGAAAAAGCAACAUUUUGGUAUUCAAACUUGGAGGAACAUCCUUAUCUAUCAGUGUCAUGGAAGUUAACAGUGGAAUAUAUCGUGUUCUCUCAACAAACACUGAUAAUAACAUUGGAGGUACACAUUUCACAGAAACCUUAGCACAGUACCUAGCUUCUGAGUUUCAGAGAUCCUUUAAACAUGACGUGCGAGGAAAUGCCCGUGCCAUGGUGAAACUGAUGAACAGUGCUGACAUUGCAAAACAUUCUUUGUCAACCUUGGGAAGUGCCAAUUGUUUCCUUGACUCGUUGUAUAAAGGUCAAGAUUUUGACUGCAAUGUGUCCAGAGCAAGAUUUGAACUUCUCUGUUCUCCACUUUUUAAUAAAUGUAUAGAAGCAAUCAGAGAACUCUUAGAACAAAGUGGAUUUACAGCAGAUGAUAUCAACAAGAUUAUUUCUACUCAUUUAAAAUACAGGGCUUCCCUGGUGGCGCAGUGGUUGAGAGUCCGCCUGCCGAUGCAGGGGACACGGGUUCGUGCCCGGGUCCAGGAAGAUCCCACAUGCCGCGGAGCGGCUAGGCCCGUGAGCCAUGGCCGCUGAGCCUGCGCGUCCGGAGCCUGUGCUCUGCAACGGGAGAGGCCACAACAGUGAGAGGCCCGCGUACUGCAAAAAAAAAAAUAAAUAAAAAAUAAAAUAAAAUACAUAUAAAUUUUUUUCAUUUUUGUUAAUAAAGGCAUUUUCAUAUAAGAAAACUCAGAAAAUAGGUAACCAGUGUUUUAUUUUAUAAUAAACUAGUCUAAUUUGUAUGCACAAUUUUGAAUUCUAUGUUCCUUAAAUAAUAAUAUAAUCAAUUUCUUUGCCCAUAUUACUGUGUAGUCUUCAUCAACACAAUUUUAAAUAGACUCAAUAUCCUAGAAAAGGAAGAGCACCAUAGAUUACUUCAUUGUUCUGUUUGGAUUCCUAGAUCAGGUCUUCCCCUCCCCAGAACAGUGAUGCCCAUCUUUUCCCAUAUUUAAUGUUAUUCCUUGGGAUAGAUUCCCAUAGUAAAAUCAUUGGGUCAGAGAGUAUAAAUAGCUUAAAACUAUUUUUACCUUCAGUUACCUUCCAAGAGAGUUGAAUUAACUCAUACUUUCAUCAGCAAUAUAUGAGAAAAGACAUUUUACUGUAACCUUGCUGACACUGAGUUUUAUCAUUUAAAGAUAAAUUUUCCAUUAAGUAGUUGAA